Messenger RNA from Astyanax mexicanus (Mexican tetra), 2428 nucleotides. It is a transcript of the gene tent2, whose product is annotated as terminal nucleotidyltransferase 2. The record is from RefSeq and is a predicted model, not a curated record. The transcript is spliced from 15 exons. The coding region runs from base 326 to 1819 and encodes 497 amino acids. Gene Ontology annotation, molecular function: poly(A) RNA polymerase activity. Gene Ontology annotation, cellular component: cytosol. Lineage: Eukaryota; Metazoa; Chordata; Actinopteri; Characiformes; Acestrorhamphidae.
GUUAGUUGACUAGCUUACCAUAUGUUAAUGAAAUGUCACCAUUUACACUAAAAUUAUGUCUAAUGUCUGAAUAUGUGUCAGCAUUUAUGACAUCCAAUGCUCUUUUAUGUGUGUAGAAAUCGUAGUUCUGUCGGAAUGACGUGCACUAUGUAGGGAGCUGGAGGCGAUUUGAGAUGUACCCGUGCAUUUAACGUUAGCAAGCUGGCUAAGGACUUGUGUUUUAAAUGUAGCAAAAGCGACACACGCGAACAGCUCCCCGGCUAAGUGGCUAUAGCAAUAUCUCCUUUCUAUCAGUGGCAGAUGUGUGUCCACGUCUUUCCAGAGAAUGUUUCCGAGGUCUCCUGUCUUCCCCCAUAACCGGCGGCAAGCCAGUCCAAAUAACAUGUUCACCCAACCCUCUUUAGCCCGAGCCUUCGUGCAACAACAAAUUGAGUCACAGCUGAACUUCACAAACAGAAAUUUUCACAGCCAUCAUUUGAAUGGAUUCCCUCUCAUCCCAACCUAUCAGUGGAAGCCUCCACUGGAUGUUCCGUAUACCAGUCCGAAUGGGUCAAAAAAUAAAAACAGAAAGAGGAAAAGUGACGGCUCCACCCAGGAUGACCAGAAGAGGCAGCGCGUCCGCUCCCCAAAACCAUAUGAGCCGCCGGGCAAAGUGUCUAGUUUUAGCCCAGUACAUCGAGGAGAGCAAGGGCCAUCUAGAAGGGCCGUGGAUGAGACCUGCUCUCCCGUUCAUUCUCCUAUGCACACCCCUGGCACCUCCAAACCAGUAGGCUGUGUACCGUCUCUCAGGGAGGAGUCUUAUCAGAAUGCCUACAGCGGUUUCCCACCGUCCAUUGUCAAAGAUAAGCUGAGUCAGCAGAUCCUGGACUUGUUCCUUGCUUGCGAACAGCAGAAUGAAGACCUGCAGAAGAAGGAAUCUUGUCGGGCCCAGUUGCAGUGGGACAUUCAGCUGCUACACCCAUGUGCCAGGGUGUUUUUAGCAGGGUCGUCUCUAAAUGGUUUUGGCAGUCGAAGCAGUGAUGCCGAUCUGUGCCUCGUAGUUCAAGAUGGGCCGGUAAAUCAGCGAACAGAUGCUGUGUACAUACUCAGUCGUGUGCAGAGGUUGUUAUACAAAUUGUCUUACAUUGAGAGACCUCAGCUCAUCCGAGCAAAAGUACCCAUUCUAAAGUUCAGGGACCGCAUCAGUGGAGUGGAGUUUGAUUUGAAUGUGAACAAUGUUGUCGGAAUCCGAAACACCUUCCUGCUACGGACAUAUGCGCACAUUGAGAGGCGAGUUCGUCCUAUCAUCCUCGUGAUUAAAAAGUGGGCCAGUCACAACAAAAUCAACGAUGCCAGUCGUGGAACCCUUAGCAGCUACACGCUAGUCCUGAUGGUGCUACAUUACCUCCAGACUCUCCCAGAACCCGUGAUCCCUUGCCUUCAGAAAGAUUAUCCAGAGUGUUUUAGCCCAGUAAUGGACAUCCAUCUGGUCCCAGACGGGCCCAAGAACAUUCCUCCCUUCGUGUCAAAGAACCAGUCAUCUCUUGGAGACCUGCUCCUCGGUUUCCUAAAAUACUACGCCACAGUUUUCAGAUGGGACAAGUUUGUGAUCUCUGUGCGUGAAGGAAAGGCUCUUCCCAGGCCAAACUCCUGGGAGUGGAAAAACAAGUUCAUCUGUGUGGAAGAACCAUUUGAUGGAACAAACACAGCCAGGGCAGUUCAUGAGAAAAUGAAAUUUGAUGCCAUCAAAGCGCAGUUCACUGAGUCCUGGCAGGUGCUGCAGGUGAGGAAAGAUCUGGACUAUAUUUUACCCAUCAGAGAAACAAAACCGAAGAGAUAACUCGACUCAAAGCUGAGCUGCCGUCAAGAGACUCUUCAAGCAUAAUGUAAAAAACCUAAUAAACAGCAAAAAAUGAGCAUCUUCACUGACCUUAGUGUUUUUGGUUGUGGGAGACUUUUUUUCCCCCCUAAACUGUCCCAGAACACUGGAAUUUCUACUGGACCUAAGAGAAUUAGUGAUGUGCGUGAUUUUUGGCCUCUGGCCAUCUUAUAGAUCACAUGAAGGGAGGGAACCUGUAUUCUAUAUGCAUGUGGCUCCUCCAGCCACAGUACUGCCACACGACGUCUGUGUUGAGCAGUACGUUAGUUUCUUUCCCUGAGAUAAAUGACUGUCAUUAAUCUUCGCUGUCUUUCCACCGUUGUUCACCAAGAGUAGAAUUUGUAGCACAUGCUUUUGUUUCUGAAGAUUGAAACUAUUCAGUGAUGAUUUCUAAGAGAGUUUUUGUGUUUCUUCUCAGAAGCGAAACAGUACAAGUCACUUUUUGGCACAUGAACACUUUUAUCUGAAUUCUGUACAUUUGUCAGUUUUCCUUGUUUUGUUCUUUUCACUUCUUUUGUACAGUCUUUUAAUGUUUAUUUAAAAGAUUAAAAUUUGGAAUAUUAUCACGUC